AUGAAGUCUGGUAGUCAACGAUCCCAGACGUCCCAACGGGCCAUCGCUUCGCAAAUCAGUCCUCAACAAGAGCAAUCCAAUCGGAACACUCCCAGCAUUUCAGGCUCUCGGGCAUCCACUCGAUCUCAAAAGAGGAAACUCACUCAAAACCACCCAUCAUCGCCAUCUCCAGUUUCCACUUGUACUCAACGUUAUAGGCCAUACCAAUGUUCAAAACGUUUGCAGCCAAGUCUUCCAACUCAGCAAUCGACACAUGGCAACACUCCGAGGGCCUCUGUUUCACGAUCUACACGAUAUCAAAACAGACAUCAUCAGCGUGAACAAACUGAAGAACUCGAAAGUCACAAUUCUCAAUUAUCUAAUCCUACCGAAGGAAAUCAGAAAAACGAAGAAGAAGAUGAUGAAAUACCUCAAAAGCCUGCCGAAGAGUCACAGAGAGAAGACUCCGAAGAACCUUUCAAUCAAAAAGAUUUAAAUUUAUUCAACGCUGGCUCUGAUGACAACAAUGUAACCGACGAAAGUCCUUAUAAACCGGAGGAUAGCAGUGAACGUAAUAGUAGUGAAGGUGAAGACGAUUAUCCUUAUGUGAACUUAGCCACCAAAGCUGCCACAGUCCGCCCCGCUGCUCGAACUAUGUCGAAGAACCAUAGCGGACAGACUGCUUUACCUUCCCAUAUGACAGCCGCUCAUUCCCAAUCUUUCGAACGCAUUGCUAAUUGGGCGGAUCUUGAUCAAGAUGCUCGCACGGUUGGACGAAAGUUAUGUAAUGUGAGUAAGAUGAACUGA
Melampsora larici-populina 98AG31 is the source of this 786-nucleotide messenger RNA. RefSeq lists its product as uncharacterized. The coding region runs from base 1 to 786 and encodes 261 amino acids. The transcript has 2 exons. NCBI's taxonomy places the organism in Eukaryota, Fungi, Basidiomycota, Pucciniomycetes, Pucciniales, Melampsoraceae. The record is from RefSeq and is a predicted model, not a curated record.